Penicillium brevicompactum is the source of this 417-nucleotide messenger RNA. RefSeq lists its product as uncharacterized. The coding region runs from base 1 to 417 and encodes 138 amino acids. The transcript has 4 exons. NCBI's taxonomy places the organism in Eukaryota, Fungi, Ascomycota, Eurotiomycetes, Eurotiales, Aspergillaceae. The record is from RefSeq and is a predicted model, not a curated record.
AUGCCGGUGUCUAACCUCGUUCCUCUCACUGUUAUCAAGGGCGCCGGUCACGAGUUCAUCCCCCUUCCUCAGGGCGAGAACGCAACCACAGCCGACUUCCACUCCAUCCGCACCAAGACCGACUCCCCCGCUCACUUCACAUCCGGAUUCUACAAGAUCGAGGCUGGCCCUGCACGACCCGCUCACUACAACUUCGAGGAGACCAAGUAUGUCUUGAACGGUCAAAUCGAUGUUUUGGAUGAGGCUACUGGAGUCACUCACCACUUGGUCCCUGGUGACUUUGCUUUCUUCCACGUCGGAUCCAAGGUCAAGUUCUCCACCAAGUCCUCUGGCUUCGCCUUCUACGCCGUGACUCGUCCCGUUCGGGCUCCCCACCCUAACCUGGUUGGUCGCGAGGAGGACAAGGCUCGCCUGUAA